AUGGCUCUGAAAAACAAUACCUUGGAGACUUUGCCAGAAGAUUAUCCCCAAUUUAGCUUCAGCAAAGAUUACGGAAAGUACAAGGCCAACCCUGGUUUUGGUGAUGGGCAGCAGGAGGGACUGGAGGCAGAUAAGAGUAACCUGGUGUCCUCGGUCAUUCAAAGAAAUCCAGUAGUUGCUAGAAAUUCCACGAUCAAUAAAGGUGUCUUUGGAACCGUCAAUAACUCGAUCCAGAAUAGCAUCAAUGGUGCAGGUGGCAUACUCCGAUCAAAUCCUCCUAAAUUGAUGAGCCCCGUAAACCAGAAUACCUUAGAUAAGUAUAAUAGCUCUAAGUUUGACAAUUUGCAAUCGAUUUUAGAUACUGGAACCAAUCAAGGAACCGUUAUUCAUCAGUCAUUUGGUAGUGACGUGGUGGGUGAUGGAACUACAAAGUUUCAACCAGAAGAUAAUGAAUAUGAUAAAGAGAAUGUUCCGGUCUGGAUGAAGAAGCUUCGGGAACACAAAGCCAAGCAAGAUAUGGAAAACAAUAAUAAUACCAACAAGGAAAACCUAGAACUCGGUUAUGGUGACGAUAGCUUCAUUUCCCCCAUGAUAAAAGAUGAUGAUCAUUCCCAGCUAGUCGCGGAGAAACAGCAGACAUAUAUGAGAUCUAGUUCUGAUGGAUCGAGCUCUUCUAAACUCAAUAGCGGUGCCUCAAACUACGAUGGUAACAUCACCCCGGAUUCAUCGGUCAACAGAUCCCCGCAACACUUUCCUGAGAAAUCUAUUCGUCCUAUAACCCAGUCAACCGCGAUUUCCACUUAUAAUUCUCGACCAGCAAUGGAUUCUCACCUUGCUGGAAGCUCUAAUUCUGGAUCCCUUCAAAGUGGUCAACAGUCGCCUUUAAAGCUUUUUUCCAGUGAUAACUACAAUACGUACACAAAAGAGAAAAUGGACAAUCUAAUCAAUAGUCAUUUCAUCCCCGAACAGACCGUGGAUUCCUCAGAAAAUAGCAAAAGAGGAGAACUUAAUUUUGAUCAAAAUGAAUAUGAUGACAGUAUGAGAAUCUUGAAAAAUCAAAAUUCAAGCUAUGGUACUGGCUCAAGGUUUGCAUUCAAAAAAAUGCCUAGCAUCAAUGAAAUUCCAUCCCAUCAAACUAGUAUUAAUGAAGACGAACAUGUGAAAUCCAGAAGCACUCAUCAUAGCAGAGGAAGUUCUAAAGGCAGCCAAUCCAUAAUAGAUACACUAUCGUCUUCGCAUCCCAAGCAAGCGGGAGAUAUCACAAGUCCGAACCACUUCAUGGAUUAUGCGGAUGAUGUUUUUAGCAAGUUUAUUAAUCACGGGCCAGGGGUUGCCAGUAAAGAGUCCUUGAAUGUGAACAGUAACCAUAAUAAUAGUAAUGUUGCCUCCGACACCGCCAGUUAUACCAGUGAUGAUACCUCUUUCAAUAACAACAUUGCUAAUAUGGAUAUUCGUGAAAACAACAAGAAUUAUAAUCACUUAAUGAACUCCCAGCUGAUUAAGGUUGGUCAAGGGAUACUAAAUCAUCCUCACAAUGCUAGGUCUUCGGAGCUUUUCAAUUCAAGUAUCAUUCAAAAUGUCACAAAUAAUAUGUCGACUUUUGAUACCAUCAAGUUUAAGGGGAAUCCCUCAUUUAUGAAUGGUGAUAAAUAUUAUAGCAACCAACAGGCUGGAAUUGACAAACCGAGAAAUUAUGGAGCUCAAAAUGACUAUGGAAAUGAACAAGAAGAAGAAGACGAAAUGGAUGAAACAAAUGAUGGUAUUGAUUCCACUCAGAAUAUCUCUGCGACAUUCAUCCAGCCGAAAGUCAAAUCACAUUCUCAGAUCAUCAGUAGUCAUGGUUACAAAUCUUAUUUCCCUAAUGAAUCUUAUGAUCAACAGUUAGACCAGACCGGAUUGGUUGAUGGGAAGCAUCCUGGUGAUUUUGAUUAUGACAUUAAUGCUUCAUUUAUUAAAGAGCUUAGAGGAACCCACAAGCCUAGUUUUAUGAAUGAAGGGAGAAGCGACACCAAAAAGAGUCCCACAAAACCUGCUGAUAAGAAUGCUUUGCCAAAGAAAUUGUUGAAGUUUGCCCCUGGUGAUAUUGAAAUUCCUCAAGUGCAUGGGAUGUUUCUUGAUAAACUGUUGAACAAAUGGGUCAAGAGAAAGACUUCUGAAUAUUCUGAGUCAAGUGAAGAACAAGUUUCAACAGAUUUGAGUAGGGACGAUGAAAAUGUCAAUGCUUUGAAUGCCAUUGCGGAUUUGUCAACUGCCAGUCAUAAUCAAAUCUCUAAUGAUAGUAGCUAUGAGUUUGGACAUCGAAAUGGGCGGCAAGAAGGAAUGACAUCAUAUAGUGAUACUACGACAAACAACAACACUUUAGCCAAUAAUGAUAUCACUUUCAAUCAAUUACCAAACGUUUCUAGCGUUUCUCAAAUUGCCGACACCACUUUUUCCACCAGUAAAAGGAUGUUAGUUUCUGCAUUAAUGGAUGUUCUAUCAAAGAAUAAGAACUGGGAAUUGGUAAGGAAUGUGGACUUAUCGAAUAAAUCUUUGUCCAGCUUAGUUGAAUGUGAUACCUUGUUGGCGAAUUUGCGAAUUAUAAACGUUGAUUACAACUAUUUGAGAACCCUUGAUGAUUUACCGGAAAGAAUCGAUAACAUUUCAGCUAAGGGAAACAAACUAGGGGGGUUAUUAUCAUUGAAAAGAUACCAGGAUCUUGAGAUUGUUGAUUUUUCAGGUAAUUUCUUCAAGUCCCUUCUACAAUUCAAGAAUUUGAUUCAUUUAAGAUAUUUGAACCUCAGUGGCAACUUGAUUAAUAAUAUUAAUGCCCUAAAUAAUUCAGGAUUUCAAAAUCUUUUAACCUUGGAUUUGUCAAACAACUACAUCAGGGGUUCAAUCAACUUGAAACGUUUUAGAAUAUUGGAAAAUUUGCAAGAACUUGACUUGUCCAAUAAUUUUAUUGAAAAUAUUGACGGGGUCAAAUACUUACCAACCUUAAUUAUUUUGAAAGCCGAUAAUAACUUAAUCACAGAUUUCAAUUUUGAUGGGUUUGAAAGUCCGGAGGAAUAUCAUAAAUCUUUGAAGAAAUUGAGUUUGAAGAACAACAAGUUAGAAAUGCUCAAUGUUCUUCAUUUUAAAAACCUUAGGGUUUUGAGAGUCAAUGAUGCGAUCGAACUUCAAAAUUUACAAAAGCUCCACAAAUUAGAUGAGUUGUUGAUUAAUGGAUCAUACGACUCCAAUGCUAAGCAAUGCAGUGAAAUGAACUAUCAGAUUUUGAGAGACGUUGUUGAAUACAACACUAUUAAGACAUUGAACGUUAGUAAUACCAGGAUUAAUUCAUUAAAGAUUCUGAAGUAUAUUGCUCUUGAAUCAAUGUUUUGUGUGUUCAAUGAAAUUGAGAACUUCCAAGUGCUCGUGGAAGACAUUAAAUUUUUGAGCAACCUCAAAAGAAUCGAUCUCCGAUACAAUCCAAUCACCAUUUCGUUCUAUUUUGCUGGCAACAAAAGAGAACUUUUGAAUGCUUAUUAUGAUAAAGAGAUUUCAAAACAAGACGAAUCUAUGGAGGAAUAUGAUUUAGAAGUUAGCACAAUUGAAGAGGAUAAUCUAUGCCUUAUUGAAGGAUGCCGCUCCCAAGACAUUUUCAAAGGGAAGUUACAAAAGCAAUGGGAAGUUCAAGACCAGAAGUUUGCUGAGGCUUUGAAGAUCAACAAUAGAAAUGUUUAUAAAAAGAGAAUUUAUUAUCAAGGACUCAUGUUGAGUUUAUUCAGAAAGCUCAAGUACCUUGAUGGUUUAAAUAUCACCAAAGAGAGGAGAAGAGAAAUUUUGGAUGAAUUCAAGAAGUUAUAA
Messenger RNA from Saccharomycopsis crataegensis, 3828 nucleotides. RefSeq names its product Nud1 protein. Gene Ontology annotation, molecular function: protein binding. The coding region runs from base 1 to 3828 and encodes 1275 amino acids. The transcript has a single exon. NCBI's taxonomy places the organism in Eukaryota, Fungi, Ascomycota, Saccharomycetes, Ascoideales, Saccharomycopsidaceae. The record is from RefSeq and is a predicted model, not a curated record.